GUUAUUUUUCUUCCAAAGUUUCUCUUUCUCUUUUGUACUUAUUCAAAGAAAGGAAUAUAUCUUAAAUAGCAGGAUGUCUGACGAUUUUGAUGAUGAAUUAUACAACGUUUAUAACGCAUCUGGAAAGGAAUCUGGAUAUAAUGAUGAGGACUUAUAUGACGAUGAAGAUCUAUACGGAGAAAUUCCUUUAGAUGCCAAUGCUGACAACACUGAUUUGAACAAUAACAGUAAUAGCAAUGACGCUGGGGAAGAUCAACAGCAGUCUUCUAGUCAAGACGAUUAUAAUAGAGAUAAACAAAGAGGACACAAUAAUGGGUAUCAACAGCAGCCACAACAGCGACGUCAGUAUCAGCAGCAGCAAAUGCAACAAUACAUGCAGCAAAAUGGUAUGUGGGCAGGUUAUUCUCCUGCUGCAUACCAGCAAUACAUGGCUGCUUUUCAACGUAGCUUACAGCAACAGAUGGCCAUGAAUCCAUAUCAAAUGCAACAGAUGAUGCAAAGACAAUAUAAGCCAAACAUGCCAUCGCAACAACCAUAUGGACAACAGCAAAAUAGACACAGCAAGCCUAGACAGCAGCAACAACAGUCAGCAGACGAUGAAUCGAAGGAUAAGGAUAAAGUGAAUGAUAAGGAAGGAAAAAGUGACGAAAAGGAAGAUUCGGAUGAAGGAAAAAUGUUUAUUGGCGGUUUAAACUGGGAAACAACGGAUGAAAAACUACGUCAAUACUUUUCUCAGUUUGGUGAAGUUAUUGAUUGUCUAAUCAUGCGUGAUCCAGCUACACAGCGCUCAAGAGGAUUCGCGUUCUUGACAAUGCAGGAUAAUGAAACAGUCGAUAAGAUUCUGAGUAAAGAAGCACAUUAUCUUGACGGUAAAAAGAUUGAUCCAAAGAGAGCUAUUCCUCGUGAAGAACAGGAUAAGACGGAGAAGAUUUUUGUUGGUGGCAUUUCACCUGAAGUCAGUGAAGAAGAAUUCCGUACCUUUUUUACGCAAUUUGGUAAAGUACUUGAUGCUACUUUGAUGGUUGAGCGUGACACAGGCCGCCCACGUGGUUUUGGUUUUGUUACAUUCGAAAACAUUGAGGGUGUUGAAAAUGCAUUAAGAGAUCCAAAUCUUGCAAUUAAAGACAAAGUUAUUGAGGUUAAGCGAGCUAUGCCUCGUCAUAGACGUGAACGCCAGCAACAACAAAAUGCUGCACCCGUAUUCAACCCGAAUUUCAGACCACAAGGAUUUAUGCCAAAUCCCGGCUAUCUCGGUACGAACUUGAUGAUGAAUCAAUUUGCUAACAUGUAUGGAAUGUAUGGUAAUCCUGCAGCUGCGGGAGGUUAUAACAUGGCAGCAGCAUAUUACAAUAAUAAUAAUAAUACCGGUUCUGCAUACGGCGGAACAGCUAGUCCUGGCAGUGGUAGUGGCGGUAGCAGCAACAAUCAGAAUACUGCUAAUAAUAGGUACCAGCGCCAGCAACAAGGUGACAAUUAUUCUCGAAGCAGCAGCGAUCAGCAUAGAAAUCGUUCAAGAGAUCGUUAUGGCUCUAGUUCCCAUCGAGAUUACAACCACCCUAGCUCAGGCGGAAGUGGUGGUCCCAUUCAUAGUUCUUCUUCAUCAAAAUCUCAACAUUAUCGCCCUUAUUGAAAAGCACUGUUCCCUUUUUGAAGAGAAGAAUUGCUUAUGAAUUGUUUUCAAAGUCUAUAUAAAAAUAUACUAUCGAGUACUCAUUAACUCACCUUUUGGUAAAGUAAUCCAUCUUUUAUAAAACUCAUAUUCUAUUUUUCAAUCAUAAGCAAAAACGCGAAUCCGUAACCGCGUUUUUUUUUCUAUUUUCGUUUUUCUUCAAUUCUGCUUUCCUUCUCCUGUAAAUCUGAAAAGCCGACAUUUAAUUUAAUCUGCAAUAAAAAAAUUUGAGAAAAAC
Mycotypha africana is the source of this 1907-nucleotide messenger RNA. RefSeq lists its product as uncharacterized. Gene Ontology annotation, molecular function: RNA binding. NCBI's taxonomy places the organism in Eukaryota, Fungi, Mucoromycota, Mucoromycetes, Mucorales, Mycotyphaceae. The record is from RefSeq and is a predicted model, not a curated record. The transcript has 6 exons. Bases 74 to 1630 code for a protein of 518 amino acids.